Sporothrix schenckii 1099-18 is the source of this 681-nucleotide messenger RNA. RefSeq lists its product as uncharacterized. The transcript has 3 exons. NCBI's taxonomy places the organism in Eukaryota, Fungi, Ascomycota, Sordariomycetes, Ophiostomatales, Ophiostomataceae. The record is from RefSeq and is a predicted model, not a curated record. The coding region runs from base 1 to 681 and encodes 226 amino acids.
AUGCAUUCUGCACCGUCCUGCCCAUCCUUGCUCCUCUGCGCCACGGCAUUCCUCGUCGCCCUCGGGUCGGCUGCCGUCGUGCGCGCCUCUCCCUCGAUUGUCGACGACAUUACCGCUGCCGCCGCCGCCGCUGGAGCCCCGGCUGCGGGCCUGCUGCGCUUUUCACCCAACAUCAACAAGCAGCUCAAUUUAGUGGAGCGCGGUGCUGGAAGAAGCGACCCAGACCGUCCGGACUUGGCAGCUGCUAAUGUGCUGAAGCCGCGCGCCGCAACCAACCUGCAGUUCUUCCAAGGCGCACUUUCCAACAUUGCAGCACCACCGAUUUCCCAAUCCAACGACGCAACGCGGCCGUUCUCCGUCGACGGCGAUACCUUUGUGAGUGUCUCCGGUGACUGUCAUAUAGUUGGACCUUUGUCAUCUCGUUCGCCGUCUUGGCUAUCUAACCCCUUUUCGUCUUGUCUCCUACAGACCGAUUUCCAGUCGGCUGUCGACCGCUCCUGCGACAAUCAGCACAACAGCUGUGCCAAUGCGGCCAACAGCCAAAAAUCGUCGAGCUUUAGCGUCGGCGACUGUGAUACACAAGAUACCAAGUGCAAGGCCGCCGCGUCAUCCGCAACACAGACUGCUUUCACCAAGCUGACAAGCUCGUCGGACGAAUUCGAUUUUUAUUGUGAUGUGUAG